CAUCAUUCACUCUUUCUCAUUCUCUCUUCUCUCUAACCACCAUAACCACUUUUUUUCACCACCACCACAAACUCCCAUUCUUCUUCAACCACCACCUUCGCUUUUCAUCACUCAUCACCUUCCAUGCUCUUAUUCAAGAAUCCGUAGCCGCUUCCAUGGAUACUCAUCUCAAGAUCCAUCACCAUUUUCAACUAGUGUAAUUGUCAAGAUCAAAGCUACGACGGAUCCGAGUUUAUUUCUCGAAAAGAUACUUAUCUCGAAGUGCCUCACCUUCAUCUCCUUCAAAGAACAAAGAGAGCAAUCGGAUUUCUCCUCAAAUCUUGAUCAAUAUCUCUCCAAGUAUCCAAAGUCAACACUUCUCAUCAAGAAUGGCUAACAUUGUGACCGUCGACAAAAAGACUACGAAGCAUACCUUCUCUUGCAGUUUCUACCGUGAGGAUAUAACACCUUUGGUUCGAUUGAGCACCCGAGUUACUGGGCAAAAUUUGGAUGAAUUCAGAAAGACUUAUGGCCACAUUCUGCUUAUGUUAACUACUCGUAUUGAUGAGUGGGGUCUCUACACUCUUCUUCAGUUUUAUGAUUCUGAGCUGCGCUGCUUUACCUUUCAAGAUUACCAACUAGCCCCUACCCUCGAAGAGUAUGCACACAUUCUUCAAAUCAAAGUUCAACAUAAGGUUCCUUUUGUGUGUGCACCUGAGAAGCCCAAAAUGGAUCGCAUUGCUGAUGCUCUUUAUUUAAGCAUGAAGGACGUUAAGGAUAACUGGAAGCCUAAUGGUGGGACCCAUGGAUUCUAUGUGAAGUUUCUGAUGAGGGAAGCUGAAACCCUUGCUGAUAAGGAAAAGUGGAAAGAAUUCAAUGCUCUGCUGGCCGUCAUGAUCUAUGGAUUAGUGAUGUUCCCGAAUAUUCCAAAUUUUGUUGAUCUCACUGCCAUUUGUCUCUUCAUGGAUCAAAAUCCUGUACCCACUCUGUUGGCCGACACUUAUUAUGCCAUCCAUUCUAGGUAUGGAAAAAAAGGAUCAGUUGGGGGUUGUUUGCCAAUACUGUACGAAUGGUUUUCUUCACAUUUGCCUAAAAGCGGAGCAUUUGUCACUACAAGAGAUUCACAGAAGUGGCCCCAAAGGAUUAUGGGACUUACUGCAAAUGAUAUUGUUUGGUAUCACCUCCGAACGGACAUCGAGCAAGUUAUAACCAGAUGUGGCAGUUUUGGCAAUGUUCCUCUCAUAGGGACAAAAGGAGUUAUCAACUAUAAUCCGAAGCUAGCACUGCGCCAGUUGGGUUUUGUACUGAAGGACAAGCCUUUGGAUAAAGAGAUAUUUGAGUCCGUUUGUUUUGAAAAAGGAACCGAUCCAGAAGGUUUGGAGAAAGUAAGGAGUGCGUGGAACAAAAUUCAUACAGAAGACCGAACUACCUUGGGGGGAAAGAAUGCUAUUGCUAAGAAAGCUUAUACUGAAUGGGUUGAAGAAAGAGUUAAGGAGCGCCUGCUGCCUUUCCCAAAGGUUAGCCCUCUAUAUGAACAACCACCUGAGAUUUUAACUGCCACUGUACCAGCUGAGGAGUACAACCAAGUACAUGUGGAGAAUAUCAGGUUGCGAGAAAAAGGGGAAGACGCUAAAAUAAAGUACUUCUUGGUGGAUCAGAAAAGGGCUGAAUUAGCACAUGAGGUUAAAAUGCUGAAAAGAGGAUCUUCCAGAGUUCAAAAAAGGGCUAGAACUGAAAAGGGUGAAAGAGCUACCACUGUUCGUAUUGAGGACCAUCAAAGGGUUAUAGAAGAAGCGGUGAAGAAAGCAGAAGAAAAACUCAAGCGAGAGUACAGAGAAGAUUUAAGGGCUCACAAGCUCAGAGUAGAGAAAGAGGCUAGGGCCGAAGUACAUCAGAUGGUGUUCUUAUCUGACUGA
Molecule: messenger RNA, 1895 nt
Organism: Vicia villosa (hairy vetch)
Lineage: Eukaryota; Viridiplantae; Streptophyta; Magnoliopsida; Fabales; Fabaceae
Exons: 3
Coding region: 369-1895 (508 amino acids)
Source: RefSeq, a predicted model, not a curated record